AUGCCACCUACGCCCGAUGCUUUGCUUGCCCAGGGCGCCGGCCCCUCCGCUUACCCCUAUGGCGAGGAGUGGAUGAAGCACCUGCUCGACGACCUCCCGGAGGGGGCGCUUGGCGCACCAGCCCCGCUGGAUGAAGAAGUCCCGCUGCACGCGGACUCCUGGUGGGAGCGGCAGGGGCGAUUCUGGAGCCUUGUGAGGUGUUGCUACCAUGCCCUACUGCUCGUUGUCUCUGUGGUUUCCAGCGUGCUCACGGUGUGCUGGCUUCUGCCGCCGCACUUAGACUUGGAAAACCUGCCGCCCGUCUACAACAUCACCUGUUCGAAGGAGGGUGUCUUGGGCUACGUGCAGGAGCACAAUCUUAGCACACACUGGGCCCUGACAAAGCGAAAGUCUGGAUUUGUGGCGGCGGGAUCAGACUAUUGGCUCCCCUUGUGCUCCUCGAUGACCUUCGGAUGCCAGCUGGGGUACAGAGGGCGUCCUCAGAUCUCUUGCACCGCACAAGGAACCUACGAUGUGCAGGGGAUGUGCGAGCUCGUCGGAUGCGGAGCACCGCAGAAGGUGGAGCAUGCCAUUCCGGUGAUUGAGGAGCAGCAGGCGAAGAAGGGCUGGACGACGGGCAUGACAGUGAGAUACAGCUGCGACCGAGGAUAUGCUGGCCAAGCGUUUGCCACUUGUGGCAACGACGGUGCCUGGAAGUUCGACGCCAGCCAAAGGUGUUCCCUCGUAGGCUGCGGCGCCCUUGAGGAAUUUCUUCAGUCUUUCGAUUGGGGAGAUUCUGAUGACUGGCGGGAAGCCAUGACCAUGACCGGCAGCCACGACCUCGACCGGAGCUACGUGGGCGAAACUGUUCAUUUCACAUGCUCGCCUGGCUAUCGCGGCCGGCCGGUCGCUUUGUGCCACGAAGGAGGGCGCUGGAGCAUGUCUGACGGCUGCGAGCAGUUUCAGACCUCCCUGAAGUGCCGCUGCAAGCCGCAUUGGGUCAGGUGUGAUGGCUGGCUCGGGACAGACUGCAAGGAGUGGUAUGGCUGCAAGGCCAACACUGAAGCCUACGAUUGGUGCGAGGCAGGGGUUCUUGCGUUCAGAGUCAAAGAGGAGUCAAAGAGGUAUUGGUCGCUGCUCACAACUUUCGCCCAGGCGUAG
Messenger RNA from Symbiodinium natans, 1140 nucleotides. NCBI's taxonomy places the organism in Eukaryota, Dinophyceae, Suessiales, Symbiodiniaceae. The record is from the annotation of a GenBank genome assembly.